Molecule: messenger RNA, 958 nt
Organism: Gryllus bimaculatus (two-spotted cricket)
Lineage: Eukaryota; Metazoa; Arthropoda; Insecta; Orthoptera; Gryllidae
Source: the annotation of a GenBank genome assembly
AUGGCCUCGAGGCGGCGGCAGCGCGUGCCGGCGAACCGGCCCUUGCACUCGGGGCACUCGCUCACGCACAGCCGGCAGCGCGCGCACACGCUGUGCCCGUUGACGCACUGCUCGAUGGGCGGGAACAUGUGCUCCAUGCACACGGGGCACUCCAGCAGGCGCAGCAUCUCGUCCUGGGCUGCCUGCGGCGCUGCCGCCGACGCCGCUGCCGCUGCAGGCGAGGGCGAGCGCGAGAGCGCGCGGGAGGCAGGGCCGGCCCGCGCCUCCCCUUCGUCCCCGCUCGGACCCGCCCCCGGCCCCCGCCGCCCGCGCGCCCGACCCCCGAGUAACGACAUAACGAUUAUCUCGCCUCUUCUAGCCUCUGAACUGGCCUACGCGAUCCAGCGUCUGAACAAAGUGUGCUUCGGAUUCAAACAACUUAUUUCAAAGAAAAAUGAUAUGAUUACUUCAGGAAUGAAAAUUGGUUGAAUUUUUCCUGAAAUUUAAAAAUUAAUCUUAUUUAAUAAAAAUGGGUGACAAGAAAAAAGGAGGAGACGAAGAAGUAGUGGAUACACGCCUGGGAUUUCUCUUCGAUUAUUUAUUCAAGUCCUACAAGCUCAAAAUAGAAAAAUGGAAUAAACUCGUGGAUAAUGAUGAAUACAGGGAUGUACUUAUGAAAUUCUUUGGAAACCCCGACGAACGUGUUUUGACCAUAACGCUGACUCCUGCCGGCGCCUUGGUUCCGACGAUGUUUUUCCCCCAAAAUCCCAAAGGGAAAACAACGUAUUUUGUUCGCCGGCGACCAGAGGUGGUAACGAACGAAAAUGUAUAUGGUUUACUUCUUUGUGGAGAUAUGUCGGCUCAUCCUCUCGAAGAAUUCACGCUGUUGGUAGAUCAGGCGUGGCUACCGUUUCUGUCGAACGCCAAAAACCACCAAGGCUGGCCGUCUGUCAUCUCGGAAGACGUGAUGAAGCACACG